Messenger RNA from Sitodiplosis mosellana (orange wheat blossom midge), 558 nucleotides. Its product is annotated as putative aldo-keto reductase family 1 member C8. Gene Ontology annotation, cellular component: cytosol. Gene Ontology annotation, molecular function: aldose reductase (NADPH) activity. Lineage: Eukaryota; Metazoa; Arthropoda; Insecta; Diptera; Cecidomyiidae. The record is from RefSeq and is a predicted model, not a curated record.
GCUUUAGCCGUAUUUGAAACAACGGAAUCGAAACUUGCUCCAACCGUGCUAUUGAAUAAUGGUUAUAAAAUUCCGAUCGUCGGUGAUGGAACCUAUCUCUCAAAAGGUAAUGAAGUUGAGCAAGCAGUAAAAGACGCGAUCGAUGUUGACUAUCGCCACAUUGACACCGCCUAUAUUUAUCAAAACGAAGUUGAAGUGGGAAAAGCGAUUCGGGAAAAAAUCGCAGAAGGAGUGAUCAAACGGGAAGAUAUUUUUGUUACCACCAAAUUGUGGAACACAUUCCACGAACCCGACCAAGUCGAAAUAGCAUUCAAUAAGUCGCUAGAAAAUUUGGAUUUAGAAUACAUUGACUUGUAUUUGAUGCAUUUCCCAAAUGCUUGGCAACGCAUUUUGAAAGAACCUUCUCUCGAUCCCAACGAUGUCGAUUCGUAUCAGCUCACUCCACAGGAUGAAAAUGGCAAACUUUUGACGGCUAAUGUCGAUUAUGUCGAUACGUGGGUUGCCAUGGAAAAGCUCGUUGCUAGUGGUCGAGUGCGUAGCCUUGGCAUAUCGAACUUC